This is a messenger RNA of Thamnophis elegans (Western terrestrial garter snake), 1095 nucleotides long. RefSeq names its product protein FAM221B-like. Lineage: Eukaryota; Metazoa; Chordata; Lepidosauria; Squamata; Natricidae. The record is from RefSeq and is a predicted model, not a curated record. Bases 1 to 1095 code for a protein of 364 amino acids. The transcript has 5 exons.
AUGGACGCGGAACCCACGGAAGCGGCAGCCUCGCGGCGUCCGGCGGUGUCCUGGAAGGCGGCGGUGGAGGAGGAGGAGGAGAAGGAGGAGGCAGCGCCCAGCAGCACGUCGCCCACGGCUCCCGAGGUGGAGGAAGAGCUGAUCCUCCCCACCACCACCACCUCCCUGGGGAGCGAAGAAACCACGGUCUUGCCGCGGUCGAGCUCGUUGGAGGGGGAGGACGACCUCCCGGAGCCCUCCUUGCCCUCCUCGUCCGAGUGGCCGGAGCCGCGGAGCGCCAGCCCCAGCGAGCCCUCCUCCGCGCCGCUCGAGAGCUCCCCUUUCACCACCUCCUCCUCGCCCUCGCCGCUCUCCUGGAAGGCGCCCUCCGACAGGCUGCAGCGGCGGCUGGAAGGGAGUGAAGGCCGCGGGGAGCAGCCCGAAUGGACCAAAGCCAAAAAGAAAUGCCCGCCGGCCAAGAAGGGCGCGCCAACCUACACGGUGAGGACCAUCGUGCCAGCCGAGAAGGAGGAGCUGGUGUCGGUGGCCAAGGCCAUGCACCGAGAGAAGUUCGCCAAGAGCGUCAAGGAGCUUUUCCACCUAGAAAAGGAGGCGGCCCUCAGGUCCCUCCAAACAGGCCUCUACAUCGGCUGGCGCUGCCCUGAAUACCUUUGGGAUUGCUUCCGGGUGGGAGAUGAGUCCAGGUGCUUCUGUGGGCACCUGCUGAAGCUGCACCAGGUGUACGUGGAGAAACGAGCCACUGUGCCCUGCACUGUGGCAGACUGCCGGUGCCAGGGGUUCCUGUUUGUUCCGACAUACCCGGAAGAGGUGGGCGAAUUCUGGCUUCGGCGAAGAACUGGCUUUGAUGUGGCGUCCUGGCGAGCAAAAUGCCGGUGCACGCACACGCACGAGGAACACUCGCCCAUCGGAGCACGGGGAUGCUGCGUCCGAGGCUGCUCCUGCAUGGCCUUCGCCUCCAGCUUCCUGUGUGCGGCCUGCGACCGACGCUGGGAGGAGCACGCAACCUUCUUUGAGUCAGAGGAGACGCGGCGCCGAGGCGGUCGGCCUUACGGUAUGGGGGAUGGCAGGGAGGGUUACAGUGCCUCCACCCCCUGA